AACAUGAUUUAAAAGGAAUUCGAUGCCACGCCCAUUUAAUAAUGGACCCUUAAUGCGUCAUUAAUAGUUGCGUUUAAAGAAAGACGUUAACUAUCUUAUUGUAGAAGCUCAUUUUGCCCACAUGUCACAUGCUUCUGUAGGUUAGCGUUUCAUCGACUACAGGUUGAGGAAUUUGUACCUUCAAACAUGCGUCACCACAGCGUCCUCGUUCUAACAAUGUGCGGGCUGGCUCUCACUCAGUGGACUGUUGCAGGCUUCCCAUCGUGUCAGGAUAACAGUCCAGAUUAUUAUUGUAGAAGUAUCUCCUGCAAGCAACCAGGAAGUGGGGAACUGUGCCAGAAAACAUGCGGUCUUUGUCCAGAAGACUGCAGAUCGGGAUACUUCAAGGAUGGUUCCUCGUGCGGGAAAUGCAAGGAUGGCGUCGAUGUACAGUCAGACGACUAUAGAAGGAAAUGUGAUGUUCCCUGUAACCAUAGCAACACGUGGGGCGCAGACUGUCGAACUCGAUGUAGUGAAGGAUGUAGGAAUCAAACAUGUCACCGGUGGAGAGGACACUGUCUCCAAAACUGCAAGCCAGGCUACUAUGGGUCUACAUGUGAAUUACAUUGUGACGGGUGCAGGUCGUGUGGAGACCGAGGUGAUACUUGUGACAAUGAGGGGAGGUGCUUGUGUGGCUGCAUGAGAGGAAAACGAGGUGACAAAUGUGACCAAGACUGUCUACACUGUGAAAUGUGUUCAGGAAAUAACUGUACAUGUCAAGAAGGAUUCCGGGGUGCGUUGUGCAGAGAGACCUGCGUGAACUGUAAGAGUUGUAAUGUAGCCAACUGUAUAUGUCAAGACCGGGGUGCUUCCAGUGAGACCUGCGUGAACUCUGCGAGGACCAACUUUGUCACGGUAACGGAACCUGUGAAAGAUGUAAGCCCGGAUUCUAUGGAGACCGUUGCAGGACCACAUGCAGCACUGACUGUCGUAACCAGACAUGUGACCGGAGUGGAACUUGUGGAUCCUGCAGAGUUGGGAACUUUGGGGACACGUGUCAGCGACAGUGCAGCUCCAACUGUGUGA
Molecule: messenger RNA, 1065 nt
Organism: Haliotis rubra (blacklip abalone)
Lineage: Eukaryota; Metazoa; Mollusca; Gastropoda; Lepetellida; Haliotidae
Product: multiple epidermal growth factor-like domains protein 10
Exons: 4
Coding region: 187-1065 (292 amino acids)
Source: RefSeq, a predicted model, not a curated record